GCCUUUAAUCACGCAUUUCUUAAAUGAAUAUACAGUAUUAACUGCUUUUUUUCCAUAGAUGACCAAAAAUACCAUGUGAGUGUAUUCUACUCAAAAUGACAUCAUUAUUUGUAAACCAACCUGUUCACAUUCAUGAGUGUGAUGUGUCUUGUUUUAUGUGUGCCAUUGCCCACUUUGAACUAAGUAGUAAAUUGUACACAACCCAUGCUGGCAGACGGGAAUAACCGCAAACACAUAAUCAGGGUGCCCUUCACAAGCACAGCAAAGACAGUUGAAGGCAAAACAUGUGAUGAUAUACACAAAACAUCCUUUACCCUCCUCUGUGUGCAAGUGUCUGUGGCCAAGCCCCAAACAUGAGUCUUUCAGACUGACAGCACUUGUCACACAUGUCCCGAGCUUGUGUCGUGGCAGGGAUUUGUCCUUUCUCGGACUAGGGCUUCAACUUUGCGACAAAGAUGGGUUACAGGACUGUGGUGAUGUACAUGGAGAUUGGUUGCUUUGUGGUCUGUGUAGCUGGAUGGAUCCUGGUCUGUUCCACAAUGCCAACAGAGAUUUGGACUUGGUCUGAAGUGGACAGCAUAGUCCUGACCACUUCAAACUACUUCUCCAACUUGUGGAAGGAUUGUAUCUCUGAUUCAACAGGAGUAUCCGACUGUAAGGGGAUUCCAUCAAUGCUUGCACUGAACUGGGACAUUCACAUGUGCCGAGCUCUCAUCAUCAUCUCUAUCAUUUUGUCCUUCUUUGGAUCAGUGCUGGUCUUAGUGGGAAUGAAGUGCACUAAGAUUGGGGGAACUGAGAUUGCUAAUGCAAGAGUAACCUUCGCUGGGGGGAUGAAUUACCUUAUUGGAGGGAUGUGUUCUAUGGUUGCUUUCUCCUACUAUGGAAACAAGAUCAGAGCAGAAUUUCAAGAUCCUAACUACAGAGCCCAGAAGUUUGAAAUAGGCGUUGGUGUCUUUAUUGGCUGGGGAGGCUCCACCUUACUUGUUGUUGGAGGCCUUAUUUACAGUAUCUUUGCAGGGAGGGAAGGAUGUCGUUCAAGCCCUAAGCGCUACCCCGGCUACCAGUACGCUGAUGCCUACAUGGGUGCCCCAACAAAAAAGGAACCCGUGUAUCUGGCUCGCACCGAGGUGAGUGAGAGUCGAAAAUCUAGAACAUCCAGUGGCAGCAGAGGCAGCAGCGUCUCUGGGCUGACCAGCAUCACCAAGACGACGGAUAGCAGCGGAUCCGGGGUCACCAGUAUUACCAAGACAACAGCUAGCAAUGCAUAUGUGUGACUUGUCUCCUGGAACUUGAUCAUUGGCUAUGUUUUUCACAACAGUGGGUGGCAUUAAGUCUUUUCGUGAGCUUUAAAAGUAGCCUUUGUAACAGGAAAGCACAAGUCUUGCUAGGAUUGAUGAUAGUUCGGCCCUGAAGCUGCUUGUAUGAAAAUAUUCAAUUUUGAAAACUGUGCCCCCUGGUGAUGGCACACAGAAUUACACAUACAGUUUUUAGACGCUGCUCUAACAGGGAUUGUUGUAAUCACCUAAAACUUGAUAAGUGAGACCCCAGACCCGUUCUGAACAUGUCUGUAAAAGAUUACCUCCCACAAGAAGUAGAAGCCCGAAACAGGAAGUAAAGUCUAAGGAGGGCACACGGAGACUCGCAAGCCCUCAAGCUCCAACUCAUUCAGAACCGCUUGCAGUACUAGUUUUUCUUUGCACAAUUUCUUUGCACAACACAAAUCAUUAAAACCAAUUCAUUUUUUGGACAAAACAAGACAUUUGAAAACAUCAUUUCCAUGUCUGAGAAACAAUGAUCAACAUUUUAACAUUUUCUGGUCCAAGGAAAUCGAAAUAAAUAAUUGACUGGUGAAUUGAUUAGGAAAAUAAAAUUAAAUAAAAAAUAAAAAUCAGCCCCCUUCUCC
Messenger RNA from Solea senegalensis (Senegalese sole), 1903 nucleotides. Its product is annotated as claudin-10-like. The record is from RefSeq and is a predicted model, not a curated record. Gene Ontology annotation, cellular component: bicellular tight junction; plasma membrane. NCBI's taxonomy places the organism in Eukaryota, Metazoa, Chordata, Actinopteri, Pleuronectiformes, Soleidae. Bases 456 to 1274 code for a protein of 272 amino acids. Gene Ontology annotation, biological process: cell adhesion; bicellular tight junction assembly. Gene Ontology annotation, molecular function: structural molecule activity. The transcript is spliced from 5 exons.